Cavenderia fasciculata is the source of this 1008-nucleotide messenger RNA. RefSeq names its product putative glutamine amidotransferase. The transcript is spliced from 2 exons. Bases 1 to 1008 code for a protein of 335 amino acids. The record is from RefSeq and is a predicted model, not a curated record. NCBI's taxonomy places the organism in Eukaryota, Evosea, Eumycetozoa, Acytosteliales, Cavenderiaceae.
AUGUGUAGAUUUAUUUUUUAUUUGGGAUCACCAAUUAAAUUAUCGGCCAUUGUAACUGAACCAAGUCAUGGUUUAUUACAUCAAAGUUUACAUUCAAUAUGUCCAGGUGUUUCUUUAAAUGCCGAUGGUUUUGGUAUUGCAUGGUGGGUACCAGAGAUUACUCCGAUUCCAUGUGUUUUCAAAGAUAUUACUCCUGCAUGGUCAAAUGUUAAUCUUAGACAAUUAUCAAGAGUGGUAAAGAGUGGCUGUUUGAUGAGCCAUAUAAGGGCUGCAUCUGCCGGAGCCAUCACAACUACCAAUUGUCAUCCAUUCACCUAUAGAAACCUCAGUUGGAUGCAUAAUGGUACUCUAUCUUAUCAUACUCAAUUAAGAAGAGAUGUUUUAAAUCUUUUAUCUCAAUCUGGAUUUGAAUUAAUUAAAGGAACAACAGAUACAGAAUUAUUAUUUGCAUUAUUUAUUACCAAUUAUGAAAGAGAGAUUGGAUAUGUACCAAAACCAAAAGAAAUAUCGACCACUGCCAUUUAUUCGACACAUCAUAGUUUUCUUGAACCAGAGGAAGAAGCCUAUCCAAAGAGACACGACAAUGCUCAAAUAUUUGCAAAGGUAUUGAAAGAGACGAUACAUCAAGUUCACGCACUCAUAUUAAAGUAUGAGAUUGACAAUGGAAUAGUGAUGGACGAGGGUGAUGCUGGUGCAUCUGCGACACUACAGAUAACAAAAACUUGCGCAAAACUUAAUCUAUGUGUGUCUGAUGGUUCGUGUGUCGUUGCAUCUCGUUAUGUGACUGGUCCAACUACUUGCGCACAUACAUUGUUUUGGUCACGUGGUCAAUCACUCGAAUGUGACAAGGGUGCAUGUCUCUUGUCGGGAAGCACCAACACUCUCAAACAAUCGGUUAUCAUUAGUUCCGAACCUUUGGCUCUGGAUUUCAAAUGCAGUGAGGUCCCUGUCAACAAUAUGGUCGUUGCAAAUGAUGAUGGCUAUUUUGAAAUCCUUCCAAUAAAUUAA